Messenger RNA from Symbiodinium sp. CCMP2592, 1566 nucleotides. The record is from the annotation of a GenBank genome assembly. NCBI's taxonomy places the organism in Eukaryota, Dinophyceae, Suessiales, Symbiodiniaceae.
AUGCAGUCAAUGCAGAUCCCGACCGCAUUCGAAGAGAAGGUCGAUUCUGAGCCGUCUAAUGCCAUCGCGGAAGUAAUGGCCGAAGUCGUGGCAGGCAUGAAGCCUGUCUCAGCAACCGUCCUCCGGGCUACAAGAGCGUGCGAUGCCCUCGAAGGCUUUGGUUCUGCGCUUCGGGGGUCCAAGGCGUUGCAUCACAGGAGCUACGAGACCCACACGAUCAGCAUGUUUUGGAGUCACAGUUGGCAUGGUAAGGCAUGGAGAAAGUGGAUCACUCUUCUGCUCUUCUACAACGGUUGGGCUGCAACUGCCAUCGCAUGCAUUGGGUCCACCGUAGCAUCUGUUCUUUUUGCCUUGGAGGUCUUGCCUGUCCUGGGACCCGACAACUUCACUGAGUAUGUCUCACAGGACAUGUGGCAAUCCUUCUGGGCAGCCCUGGUCGGCAUGAUUUUGUACUUGUCGGUGCUGGUGUUUUGGAGGCCCAGCGGAUCCAUCUUCCUAGAUAUGAUCUGCAUCGACCAAGUGAAUAAACGCAACAAAGGUCAGGCGUUGCUGAGCAUGGGAGCUUUCCUCAAGUCAUCAGAGUCAAUGCUGGUCUUGUGGGAUGCCACGUACAGCGAUCGUUUGUGGACCAUGUUUGAGAUUGCUGGCUUCUUGAAGAGCCGUAAAGAGGGAGAGACGCCCAGAAUCGUCUUGCGGCCCACCAUGCUGGGCCCAUGCUACCUAGUGCAGACACUGACGCUGUUUCUCCUUCUCACACUUCUUGGCAAUAUCAGUAUGCACAUCUCAGGCGACGGCCAACAGGCGGUAUGGACUCUUUAUCUGCUUGUUGUUUUCGGUGUCCUCUACAUCAAUGCGGCUGGUUUCAGGAUUUACUUUCGCUCUGUGAACGAUUCCAUGGAUCGACUGGCUUGCUGGCGUCUUGCAGAUGUCAGUUGCUUCUGCUGCAGUGACGGCCACAAUCAGAGCCGUGGACUCUGUGACAGAGAGAUCGUGCUCAAGUGCAUCCGCACAUGGUUCGGCAGCGUUGAAGAGUUCGAACACCGUGUGCGGACGGAGCUCUUGGACACGUUUAGCUACGAGCAGUCCAGGCAACCCUUCACAUACGGACAGGUCGCCAUUGCUCUUGUCCCAUUUUUUUGGAGCUCCCUUGACAGAGCCUCUGUGUGGGCUCGCUUCGCACAUGAUCUGGACACAUGGAGUGCGGCAUCAGGAGAAGUUGUAGCAGCAAGGGAGGUCAUACGAGGCCUGGGAUUGUGGUUGGGAGUCUGCCCCGUGGCGUUUCUCAUCCAAUGUCGACUCGCCUGUUGCUUGCAACGGAAGUGCCGAUGGUCGAUUUGUGAACACCUGCUCAACUCGUUGCCAGUCUUUGCUACUGGUUUGUUCUUCUCCGUGCAUCUCCUUCUGGAGCAACUGUUGUUUUACCACCCGUUUAUUGAGUAUGAUGGGCAUGGACAUCUACCCAGCACGAUUCUGCUCACUGUGACGGUGCUGCCUUUAGCAUGGUUGCUUUACAGAUACGUUGGGGCAGGUCCGGUGGUGAGAGCACGGCGCACAAUCGAAACGUGA